Myotis brandtii (Brandt's bat) is the source of this 726-nucleotide messenger RNA. It is a transcript of the gene FSCN2, whose product is annotated as fascin actin-bundling protein 2, retinal. Gene Ontology annotation, molecular function: actin filament binding; protein-macromolecule adaptor activity. The transcript is spliced from 5 exons. The record is from RefSeq and is a predicted model, not a curated record. NCBI's taxonomy places the organism in Eukaryota, Metazoa, Chordata, Mammalia, Chiroptera, Vespertilionidae. Gene Ontology annotation, cellular component: actin cytoskeleton; cytoplasm. Gene Ontology annotation, biological process: cell migration; establishment or maintenance of cell polarity; actin filament bundle assembly. The annotation marks the transcript as partial.
CGCGCCGCCCAGGCUCCUGGCCGGCUGUCCCCGUCCGAGAUGCCCACCAACGGCCUCCACCAGGUGCUGAAGAUCCAGUUUGGCCUCGUCAACGACACCGACCGCUACCUGACGGCCGAGAGCUUCGGCUUCAAGGUCAACGCCUCGGCGCCCAGCCUCAAGCGGAAGCAGAUCUGGGUGCCUCUGUUCGACCUGGAGGAGAGUCACCCGCAGGUGGUGCUGGUGGCUGCCAACCGCCGCUACGUGUCCGUGCGGCAAGGGGUCAACGUCUCAGCCAACCAAGACGAAGAGCUGGACCACGAGACCUUCCUAAUGCAAAUUGACCGGGAGACAAAGAAGUGCACCUUCUAUUCCAGCACCGGGGGCUACUGGACCCUGGUCACCCACGGGGGCAUCCAGGCCACAGCCACGCAAGUUUCGGCCAGCACCAUGUUCGAGGUGGAGUGGCGCGGCCGGCGGGUGGCCCUCAAGGCCAGCAAUGGGCGCUACGUGUGCAUGAAGAAGAACGGACAGCUGGCGGCCANGCCGAGUCUGCUGGGGGAGCCCUUCCGCCCGAGCGCCCAGGCCAGGACCGGACGGCUCCCCGCAGGCCAGGACGAGGAGUUCGUCCUCAAGCUCAUCAACCGGCCCAUCCUGGUGCUGCGCGGCCUGGACGGCUUCGUGUGCCACCGGCGCGGCUCCAACCAGCUGGACACCAACCGCUCCGUCUACGACGUCUUCCACCUG